GACCACUUGAAAGUCUGCUCACAAGGCUACACAUGCUGCUCUCAAGAGAUGGAGGAGAAGUACAGUCAGCAGAGUAAACAUGACUUCAGAAACGCCGUCGUGGAGCUUAGCAAUCACCUACAAACCAUGUUUAGUUCCCGAUAUAAGAAGUUUGAUGAGUUCUUCAAAGAACUUCUCGAAAACGCUGAGAAGUCGCUGAACGACAUGUUUGUGCGGACAUACGGCCGUUUGUACAUGCAGAACUCGGAGCUGUUCAAGGACCUCUUCGUGGAGCUGAAGCGGUACUACGUGGGUGGCAAUGUCAACCUGGAGGAGAUGCUCAAUGAGUUCUGGGCGCGCUUGCUGGAGCGCAUGUUCCGGUUGGUCAACCCCCAGUACCACUUCACGGACGAGUACCUCGAGUGUGUCAGCAAGUACACCGAGCAGCUGAAGCCCUUCGGGGACGUGCCGCGGAAGCUCAAGCUACAAGUGACACGAGCGUUCGUGGCCGCCCGCACCUUCGCGCAGGGCCUCGCCGUCGCAAGGGACGUCGUGAGCAAAGUGUCUGCGGUGAACCCCACACCGCAGGGUACGCGAGCGCUGCUGAAAAUGAUGUACUGCCCGUACUGCCGAGGGCUGGUGUCGGUGAAGCCCUGCUACAACUACUGCUUUAACGUCAUGAGGGGCUGCUUGGCCAACCAAGGGGACUUGGAUGCCGAGUGGAACAUCUUUAUUGAUUCGAUGCUGCUGGUAGCAGAGAGGUUGGAGGGUCCCUUCAACAUCGAGUCAGUCAUGGAUCCCAUCGAUGUAAAAAUUUCGGAUGCCAUCAUGAACAUGCAGGAGAACAGCAUGCAGGUGUCUCAGAAGGUUUUCCAGGGAUGCGGCCAGCCAAAAACGCUUGCUCAGGGCCGGGCUGCUCGCUCUGUCUCCGAAAGUGGUUUCAGCGCUCGUUUCAGACCCUACAACCCCGAGGAGCGGCCGACGACAGCCGCCGGCACGAGCUUGGACCGGCUGGUUACUGAUGUGAAAGAGAAGCUGAAGCAAGCCAAAAAAUUUUGGUCAUCUCUCCCUGGCAACAUCUGCAACGAUGAAAAGAUGUCUGUGGGCACUGUCGAUGAGAACGAGUGCUGGAAUGGGAGCGCCAAGAGCAGGUACGACUUUGCAGUGACUGGGAACGGCUUGGCAAGCCAAGUGAAUAACCCGGAGGUGGAAGUGGAUAUUACCAAGCCAGACAUGGUGAUUCGCCGGCAAAUCAUGGCUCUGCGGGUGAUGACCAACAAGCUGAAGAACGCCUACAGUGGGAACGAUGUCGACUUCAUCGACAUAAGUGAGGAGAGCAGCGGGGAGGAGAGCGGCAGCGGCUGCGAGCUCCAGCAGUGCUCCCCGGAGUUCGAGUUCAACGCCACCGAGGUCACCGGCAGCUCCAACAAGAGCGAUAAGAGCCUCAACACUUCUGCCGCUGCCACCAGGAGCGGCUCAUCACAAGCAGCCUUGCUCCUUAGCCUUUUGUUCUUGGCCAUGCAAAGACAAUGGAGAUAA
Molecule: messenger RNA, 1518 nt
Organism: Calidris pugnax (ruff)
Lineage: Eukaryota; Metazoa; Chordata; Aves; Charadriiformes; Scolopacidae
Gene: GPC4
Product: glypican 4
Exons: 8
Coding region: 49-1518 (489 amino acids)
Biological process (GO): cell migration; regulation of protein localization to membrane; regulation of signal transduction
Cellular component (GO): extracellular region; cell surface; synapse
Source: RefSeq, a predicted model, not a curated record